AUGACCUCGAAGGGCCAUAUCACCAAUCCGCGUAACAAGUGGUGUCCAACACAUCUCAGGCCAUGGUCGGACUUCCUAGAACAACAAAGAGCUAUCUUUGUCUUUGGUGCACUCUACGACACGUUUCCUACCCAGAGCCGCGCUUUAGAGAGCCGAAGUUUCCUGGCCGGCCUGGGAAACCGAAUCUCCCCGCGAUCUAUAGCAAACGAGAAGACACUCGAGCAUUUCCUGCAGAACAGUGUGGAGGAUCCAGUCAGAGCGAUAAUAGAGCAGCUCAAGCAGGUGGAUGAGGUCAGCAGUGCUUUCGACAUGGGAAAUGGCAUCAUCUUCGAGAAUCACCUCCAUGCCAUCAGCGACAUUGCUGAAGAAGUUGUUGCUCGGGAGACUCCUUCGACACCACUACAGACGCCGGACCGCACACGAGACCUCAACCAGCUGCGACCCGAUCAGAUCUGCGUCUAUCGAUCCAACGAUGCACUUGCGAUGACGCGUACUAUGGUCUACGACGUUGUCAAUCGAAAAACCAUUCCCACUUCUAUGGACCCGGACGCGCUUUUCCAGUAUCUCGCGGACAGGCUGACAGCGUCUGCCGUCACGCAGACCUAUCAUUACAUGAUUGAGGGAGGCCUUGAGUAUGGUCUUCUGACCACUGGCGAAGCGAUUGUGUUUCUCAGGGUCGACUGGGAGGAACCGGAAACGUUGUAA
This is a messenger RNA of Ilyonectria robusta, 705 nucleotides long. RefSeq lists its product as uncharacterized. NCBI's taxonomy places the organism in Eukaryota, Fungi, Ascomycota, Sordariomycetes, Hypocreales, Nectriaceae. The transcript has 2 exons. Bases 1 to 705 code for a protein of 234 amino acids. The record is from RefSeq and is a predicted model, not a curated record.